Dermatophagoides pteronyssinus (European house dust mite) is the source of this 3308-nucleotide messenger RNA. RefSeq lists its product as uncharacterized. Lineage: Eukaryota; Metazoa; Arthropoda; Arachnida; Sarcoptiformes; Pyroglyphidae. The record is from RefSeq and is a predicted model, not a curated record.
CUCUGUGAGAGAAGGUUGUACUGUGUGAUUUUGUGCCUAAUUUUUCUUCAAAUUUGCUGUUUUUCGUCGGUUUUGUUGGUGUUUGGUGGGUGUGUCAACGAUAGAGCAGAGAUGGAUGAAGAUUGGAACGCAGAUUCACAUAUCCAAAAUCAAAAUGUAUCUCCGGGACUCGAAAAUCUGGAUCUUGAAAACAACACAAACGAGUGCUCGAGAGUAUACAACCGAAUCUCUUUUUCCAACGGUCGUGUGACUGGUGGCGACGCUACGCAAAAUAGUGCAGAAACGAACGGUGAAAGUGGACAAUUGUCAAUUUCGUUUGAAGUGGUUUUGGAAAGUAUUGAUCAAUCGGAAAAAAAUGCUUGGAUAAAUCAACUAGUAAUGGCUGUAAUCAAUAGAUUUGGUGGACGAAUUCCUAGAGGAGGUUGGCGAAUGGUUCAUCGAGUUUUCAACGAUAAAUUCCAAUGUAAUGAAUCUGAACAACAAAUCAAAAAUAUAUAUAAUCGUAUAAAAUCCUCUUUGGGAACAAAUAAUUCGAAUCAAGAUGUGAUGGCGAGUACAAAUAAUCAUGGAAAUAUACCGGAGAUAAAAAAUGUUCAAUUAUACAAGGAAAUCUGUCUAAAACUAAAUUCGAAUGUGAUCAAAUUCAACGAACAAAACGAUGCUAAAGAAAGAACUGCAAAAGUAUAUAGUGAAUCGAUGAACAAUGAAAUCAUUGAUAUGAUCAAUAUAGCAAUCCGUGAAUCAUCUAUUGAUGGCAGGACGAAUUCGCUGAAAGACAUCAAUAAUGUGUUGUAUGCUUGCCAAAAGACAUACGAAGAAGUGACUGCCAAAAAGAAAAACGUGGUGCCUUGGAAAGAGUCGAUUGAAAAGAAAAUUGAACAACUAGAAAUGGACUUGAAUCAUCUUAAACAAUUCGAUCAGAAUAAAUGUCCGUCAAAAGAAGUCAAAAGAAUUUGUAAUAAAUAUCGAAUACAUUCAAAUCGAGCCCAAAGUGUAGAGAUUCUGUGUGAUCAAAUGUUCGAAAAAGUGGCCAGACAUAAAAAACGAUUAUGGAUUUCAGAAAAUAGAAAGCUAUUUAAGAAGAAUAAUCGAAAUUUUGAAUUUAAUCGUAAACGCUUUUAUAGGGAAGUUGAAGGUGAAAAGCUCAAAGUCGAUGAAAGCAUAGACAAAGAGCAGACUGUCGAAUUUUGGCGUGAUUUGUGGUCAGGUGGUGAUGAACCACAGUAUCAAGAGAUGCUAUCCUUUAUUGAACCGAUCUUGUUGAACGUGGAUCAAGAAGAUGAUGAUUUAAACAAAAUUAUUGAAAAUACAAUAAAACACUUGCCUUCGUGGAAAACACCUGGACAUGACUAUGUUUAUAAUUUUUUCAUCAAAAGAAUGACGUCUCUCCAUCCUAAAUUGUAUUUAUUGAUUCGGGAAGCAAUCAAAAAUCCAGAUAUGAUUGAUAUUGAAUUUUAUAAAGGUACAACAUAUCUGAUAGCCAAAAAAGAUAAUGCAAUUUCGCCAAAGGAGUUGAGACCUAUCACAUGUUUACCCAACUUGUACAAAUUAAUAAGUAAGGUCGCGACAACAUUAAUGGGACGAGUUUGUGACCUCAAUGAUGUUUUAUCUGAUAAUCAAAUGGGAACAAAAAAAAGAUGCCAAGGUGCCAAGCAACAGGCCCUUAUUAAUAAGAAUUUAAAUAUGUCCAAUGAAUACAAUCUCAAGACUAGUUGGAUUGAUAUCCAGAAGGCAUAUGAUUCAAUUGAUCACAAUUAUUUGGUAUUUGCUAGAGACGAUCAGAGCCUCAAAGAAAUUUGUUGGUAUGUCAGUGAUUCGUUGGAGAAAUUAGGACUAAAGAUAAAUCAACAGAAAUCGGCGAGUAAUAUCGAAAGUGCCCAGGUGUUCGGUGAUAUGUUGGAUGAUGAAAAGGGGUAUAAAUAUCUCGGUAUCUUGGAAGAUUCUAGAAAUAUGAUCAAAGAAGAGAAUAAACAAAUAAUUAUCAACAAAAUGGUGCAACGAAUCAAGAAAUUGUGUGAAACGAAGCUUAACGGCCGUAAUCUUUUCCACGCUAUAAAUGAAUUUGCCCUCUCAACAGCCAAUUAUUACAUUGGAAUAAUCAAUUUCGAGCCAGAAGAUUACGUUCGUCUGGAUGUAAACAUAAGAAAAAUUCUUAAAGAAUAUUCUGUCAUCAGAAAUUCUUCCAAUAUUGACAGAUUAUAUUUACCAAGGAAUGAACUCGGACGAGGACUUGGUAACAUGGCUGAAAAAUCGGAGCUGAUGCUCUUUAAUCUGAAUGAAUAUCUAUUGAAUAGCAUAAAUUAUAAAGCAAUAAUUGAAUCCGAAAAAGCACAAGCAACUCACCUCGGCACAAUAAAAGAAUUCAUUUGCCGGACAUAUGAUAUACCCGAAGAAUUGCUGUGUUGGGAUAUGAUUAAAAACAAACAGAAACAACGGCGAAUGAAUCGAAUCAAUGAAAAAGCUCUUCAUAAAAUUGUCUUUCAAAAUGAUGAUGGGUAUAUAGACAUUCGACAGUCGUCAUUAUGGCUUAGUAAAGGGAAUGUAUCGCCGCAAGAGGAAGGUAUGAUGUGCAAGCUUCAAGAUCGCAAUUUGUUCUGGAAGAAAAAUAAGUGUCCUCAUUGUAAACGGGCGACAGCGACUGUUGAUCACUUGGCAACACAUUGUGGUGGACUACUAAAUUUUGAUUACAAAAAGCGCCAUAACGAUGUUGUAAGGUGCAUACAUAUGAUGUUCGCCAAAAAAUAUGGGAUUACUAAUCAGAAACGACUUAAGAAUUAUCGGGUUGAAAAUGUGGUAUCUAAUGAGCGUGUAAGGAUUAAGUCGGAUACUCCCAUCUUAACGGAUAACCGAAUUGACCACAACAAGCCUGACUUGUUAGUUCAUGAUCUAAAGACAAAUGAUAUAUGGCUAAUAGAAGUAGGCAUCACCAACAAGAACAUUUUGCCGAAUACUGAAAUAACCAAAUCGAGAAAAUAUGAAAUGUUAUCCAAUGAAUUGAAGACCACCUUCAAAGCAAAUGUACAUAUCAUACCUAUCGUAAUCACCUGGGAUGGUUUGGUCACCAAUUAUCACAAAAAACAUCUAAAGAAGAUAGAAGUUUCAACAAACAUUCAAGCAUUUAUACAAACUCAAGUCUUGAAAAGGACUUGGGAGAGUAUAAGAGUUGAUCUACGUGAAGAUAUAUUGGACGUCGAAUACGGCCAGAUGGAGGUGUGAUCCUGGCGACGUGGUUAGAAGCUUUGUUUUGUUUAAUUGACCACUUAUUUUGUAAUUUUGUAAUUAUGAUUGCUAUAUGCCUAUUUUGUUUC